Ostrinia furnacalis (Asian corn borer) is the source of this 5026-nucleotide messenger RNA. RefSeq names its product protein O-mannosyl-transferase TMTC1. Gene Ontology annotation, molecular function: protein binding. The transcript has 15 exons. The record is from RefSeq and is a predicted model, not a curated record. Lineage: Eukaryota; Metazoa; Arthropoda; Insecta; Lepidoptera; Crambidae. The coding region runs from base 42 to 2486 and encodes 814 amino acids.
AGGUUAACUACGCACAUGUCGAGAAGUUGAAUCGCCAGCAAAUGUGCAGAUGUAGAAAUGUGACGAUCAAACCGAAACUGCAAAAGAUGAAGCGGCGAUCGCUGACCACCGUCCGCGAGGAAUCUCCAACGAAGAGUUUGUUCAGCAGUGACCUGGCCAUCUACGUCAUGGUGACGGCCACUGCUGUGCUCAGCUACGUCAACAGUCUGAACGGAGACUUCGUGCAUGAUGAUAUACCGGCGAUCACGACGAACGCUGACGUCAUUGGAGGCAAUUCGCUGCAGCAGUUGUUGCUGGAUGAUUUUUGGGGUACUCCGAUGGCAGAUGCAAGCAGUCACAAGUCCUACCGCCCGCUGACUACGCUGUCUUUCAGACUGAACUACGCGCUGGCUGGCUUACGGCCGUGGUGGUGGCACGCGUGCAACGUGCUUCUGCACGCGGCGUGCUGCGCGCUGGUCGUGCGCGCGUGUGUGACGGUAGCACGACUGCAGCGGCCUUUCGCUGCUUUAGCCGCGCUGCUGUUUGCGGUGCACCCGGUGCAUACGGAGGCGGUAGCCGGCGUAGUUGGCAGAGCUGACGUGCUCGCCUGUAUAUUUUUCCUAUCCUCGCUAUUAGUGUACCAUAGACCUACCAGCAGCAAGAAGUGCGUUUGGCUCAGCAUCACUCUUGGGGCUCUGAGCAUGCUGGCCAAGGAAACUGGCGUCACUGUCCUACUGCUCAACUUGGCCUUCGACUUUUAUAGGUGUUGGCCGUUUGUCAAGAGGUCAAUAUGCUCGUUAAAAAUAGAGAAGAAGUGCACCGGCCUAUCAAUACGAACGAUCAAGGUGGUGGUGUCUCUCGCGCUGCUCAUCUGUCUCAGGCUGGCGCUACUUCAAGGAACCUGGCCUACAUUCUCCUCGCAGGACAACCCGGCUGCGUUUCAUCCUAGCUUUUUUGUGAGGCUGAUGACCUUCUGCUACCUGGCAGCCUUCAACUGGUGGCUACUCCUGUGCCCCUGGACGCUGAGCCACGACUGGCAGAUGGGCUCGGUGCCGCUCAUCACCAGCGGCUGGGACCCUAGGAACCUGCUCACUUGUGCUGCGUUUGGGGCACUACUGCUGCUGUGCUAUAGGUGCAUUGCAGACUUAGAGGUACAGAGGCACACGCCAGCUGUAAUCGGUCUGCUACUGCUUGUGGUGCCUUUCGUACCGGCCAGUAACCUGCUCGUCACCGUCGGCUUCGUCAUCGCAGAGAGGGUGCUGUAUAUACCUAGUGUAGGCAGUGUGAUCAUCACAGCUUACGGUGUCCAGCUCAUGUGGUAUUCCAAGCCCGGCACCAAAGCCAUCCUGGUGGUGGGACUGGCAGUUCUUGCAGCCAGUAGCGUUGCAAGGACCUACCGAAGAAACGCGGAUUGGCGGGACCGCGCCACAUUGCUAAGGGCGGAUUUAGUGACUUUGCCGCAGAACGCCAAACUGCACUACAACUUGGGCAACUUUCUGCGCGAAACUGAACAGCAGGAGAGCGCUAUCAAACAUUAUAAAGAGGCGUUGAGACUAUGGCCAAGCUACGCCAGCGCUCACAACAAUAUUGGCACCCUCGUGACGGGGUCCGACAACGCCGAGCAGCACUUCUUGCAGGCCAUCAAGUUCAACAAGUACCACGUCAACGCGCAUUACAACUUGGGGAAGCUUUACAAAAAAAGCGGGCGCACGUCACAAGCAGUUGCCAUGCUAGAGAAGUGCAUCUGGCUGCAGCCUCGCUUCGUGCAAGCUCAUGUCGAGCUGCUGACCCUUAAGCCUGAGAGGGAGAAGCACGCCAUCCUCGUCAAGCUGGUGGAGUUGGAGCCUAACAACUGGGAGCACUUCAUGCUUUACGGGGACUGGUUGAAGACGAAAGGGCUCGCGGCGCCAGCAUCAAAGUUCUACCUGGAAUCACUAAGACUGAGUUUUCGGAAUCGCAACGUGGAGAAACCAAUCCGAGGGGACCUAAUCUCAUUCAGAUCGACAGCUUUAAUGCUAAGGUCGUUAGGACAAAAGUCUAGGAUCCUUCAGGUCCUAACAAGAUGGCACACAUGGCGUCGUGGCUGGCCCAGUGCUGCGGCGGCGCAUAUGUAUCUGAGGGACUGGCGCCUGAAGAUGGAGCUGGAAGGCCGCGUGAGGAUAUACUCGCAGGCUGUGAACCCUACGAAAUCAACAAAAUGCUUCGACCACACGCAGCUCUCGAUCGAGGAAAAGCAAGAAAACAGCCCGAGCCCGGAAGAGAAACGCCACAUAGAUGCGCUCAGUCGCGUCAGUGCAAGUGAUAUUAGUGAGACAAAAUCGUGCGAACAAAAGACAUGCGGGACCAAAAAACGCAGCCUGUCCAUCUCAAGCCAAAUAAAGACAACGCAUAACAAAUCAGAAAUCGGACUGAAAAAAAAGUGUGUGCAUAGAAAAGACGAUAAGGGAAAGGGCGUGAUACCGAACAUUGCGGCGCCUCUCGAACACAUACUUAUGAAGACGUUUUAGGUUUAACAAAGUGUGAUAUUUAAGAGUGACCGUCUGUUUAGUUUAGCAAGGGUGCCGAUGCUACAAACAUUCGAUUUUGUCUACGCAAUUUCAUUCAUCUUAGAAGACACUAGAAACAUCUACUAAGCUUCUCUGUCCCAUGAAUUAAAUAUCUCUUUUUUAUGCCCACAUUCUGAAUGCUAACGUAAAUAAGUGUUACCCUAAUUUAUAUCUGUGAUUGUAGAUGAUUUUUUUAUUAACUUUUUUCAUAAACUGUAUUUUUGUCGCAUCUCUGUGGCACCGGCGCCCACUGCCCAGCGUUUGAAGUAGUCAACAUUCGCUUGCGACUUUUUUAUUGAUCCCAGGGACGUUAGAUGUAAAUGCCGACAAUAUCGCGAGGUUACUUAGUUAAGGCUAAUCUAGUCGGUGCGUAGUAUUCCAUUACUUAUCAUCAUAUUUUCAGCUAGCUACAUCAUUAUAUUUUGAGCAGUUGACACACGACGAUGACCUCAUAAAGGUAGCAAGAAGGCACUGGAUGCAGGCCGCCACCAACCGGCUAUUGUGGAAAUCUUUGGGGGAGGCCUAUGUUCAGCAGUGGACGUCCUAUGGCUGAAAUGAUGAUGAUGAUGAUAAGUUGACACACUGUUCAUUUGAAAUACGUAUAAGAGCUGUCAAAAUUAUGACUCUCUUGACUGAACUAAACUCAUCAGUUCACGAACUCAAUUAAACUUUUUAUCAACUACCCAAUUGCAUUAUUACAUAAUAAUAUGGGUAUAACAGCAAAAAUCCGUUCAAAAUAAGUGUAAAUAAAUAAAUAAUGAAAAAAACAACAUUCACUAGAACCAACUAGUUAUCAAGUCAAUUUUAAAAUGCCCAUCAGAAAUGGGAAGCACAAUUCCAAUAACAAUUCAAUUAUUGCGUACUAUUCCAUAUUGGCCUUUGUUUGGAAAUACAAAGCUUUGGAUCGUUUAUGAUAACAGUACGGUUUUAAUUGCUUUAUACUUAAAACAAAUUAAAGAGACUGGCAACUAAAAAUUAAGUUAUUAAAUGUCAACAUAAUAGGUGGUUUUGUAACUGUAGGCCCAUCAAACAUUAUCUUCAAUUUGAAACAGACGUUAAAGUUAUUAUAGUAUAAGCGACAUAAUAAUAUUAUUCUGGAAAAGAGGACUUCAAUUUCAUAACUUUCAACAAAUAGGGUUGAAUAAAGUAAAUACAGGGUGGGCCAAAAACGUUUGCAAAUACAACGCUUGAUAUCUCGAAAAUGAUUCGAGGUAGAGACGCGUGGGUAAUCGGAAACUGUGCACAGAUUCAUGCAUUUUAGUCACUAUGGAGUGCUUCAUGAAAAAACAUCGUGCUUUUUGUGUAUUUUUUUACUAAAGCAACCUCCUAAGACGUAUCUUUAGAACUGAAAACGUUUUCGAGAAAUCAAGCGUUGCUACUUGCAAAGAUUUUUGACCCACCCUGUAUACUGCAAACAUGUAGGUAAAGGGAAAAUAUUUACGCUAUAUGAUUGGUAAUGGAAUACCUAAACCGACAAACUUAGAUAGAUAACUAAUUUAAACUAUUUGUAGAGAUCGAAAUGAGAAUAUAUUUUUGUCAAAGUUGGAUUAGGUGGUUUGUAAUAAACACGCACUAAGUUUUUACGCUAGCGUUAGAAUAUCGUUGCUCUGUGUCGUCAACAUAGAAAACUAAACAAAAGAGAUUUAACAAAACAAAAAAACAUCGCAUGUGAAUGCAGUAAAACAUUCGAUAGAAUUCAUAGUUCUGUGGUUUUUCCGAUUUGUCCUCAAAACGAUUUUAUUCUAUUGUAGUGUCUAUUAGUUUCUCUGACUCAUCUUAAAUUGAAUGUACUAGACUAUAUGCCUCUAAUACAAUCUUAAGUAUGCAUUUGUAUAAAAAAACACUCGAAGAACUGGUAUUAUAAAACGUAUUUUGAAAAUAUGCUCAAAAUUCACCACUUAUAGAUUCAAGCAUAUUUAGUUUCAAUAUUACUUCAAUCUAUUCUAAAUGAAUCCUCGUUUUUAUAAUACGUUAGUCUGUUUUUGUGUGUAUUUGUAUUUCUGUAAGUUUUAAAAGCUGACGACACAGCAGCCAAAAAUGUGCCACAACCAGCUUCCGAUGUCGCUUGGCCUUAUGAUCUGGACAUCAACACGAGUGCUUAUAGUGAAUCGAUUUGGGUAAUAUCAUGAUUGGUACGAUUGGAUAACAUUUAUCAAUAUUAUUCCCACUUUGUGUAUAACUAGAUUUUAAUCUUCAAACAAUAACACAGAAAUCAUUUAUUUAAUGUGGUUCCCAAAAAUAUGUACCGAUUUUAUAUUCAGUAGUACAUAUUAAUUUGAAAAAAUAAUCUUGAUAAAUGUGAUUGAUUGUAAUAUUGUAAACCUAAAGGAUGGCAAAUUUUAUAUAAUCAAAAGUGCAUACUUAAUACUUUUGGACCCAUGAAUAAUGUAUGAAGAGACGCCAUGGAAUAAUACUUUUCGUAAGAUGUACAUAUUAUUAAGAUAGACUAAAGGCACAUGGCAAUGCUUUGAAUGUAUACUGAGAAUAAACAAUUGAGUAUU